Molecule: messenger RNA, 1263 nt
Organism: Aspergillus calidoustus
Lineage: Eukaryota; Fungi; Ascomycota; Eurotiomycetes; Eurotiales; Aspergillaceae
Source: the annotation of a GenBank genome assembly
AUGGAGGGUCCAACCGAUUCGGCUGCCAGCGACUCUCGAACGGUGGCUCUCUCAAAGAACAAACGAGGUCGCUAUCGCUGUGUUUCGCAUGCCUCCCUCAAGAACAACCUGUUGGCCGGUGUCGGCUAUCUCGAACUCGCCAAUGCCGGCGAUUUCGCUGCGAACGUUUGGAAUGAAAUCCCCGUCCCUCGCCACGCCAUGAUCCUAAUGGCAAUUGGCGGUCCGAUCGCCCUCUCAGUUUCGCUCGUCGCUGCUCGAGAUUAUUACCUCAGCUGGCAGAACGUAAAGCUCCUUCGGUCUGAGCGAAAAGCGCUGCAAUCCGUUGGUUCUUGCACGGACACGACGACAAUAGCGUCUCUGGGGGUCAACUCCCGCGAGCUCGGAACAGAACUCAUCGAUCGCAUGUUUAUGGAUUUGCUUCUCGGCAUCGGUGCCCUCCUUGUCGGAGCAGGAACAAUCAUGGCCAUCUGGGGCGCCGACCACCGCGUCUUCGAGGCGAGCAACCUCAUGUCCGGCUUCAUCGGGAAUGGCUUCGCGGCUUGCUUUGGAGUAGUCAAUGCAGUUUGGUCCGGAUACCUGGUGUAUCGCUUCCAGAUACGUUAUUCUGCUUGUCUAGCUAGUCCAUCGAUUGCACCGAUCCGGACUAUGGUGCUACAGCGGUAUAGACGUUUGCAAUGGCACUCCGGUAUCAACGGAGUCAACGGCCUGGUCGCGGGUAUGGCAUCCAUGGUCACGGCGCGGAUGUGGUGGGGGUACGUUGUCCUCAUUCCCUGUGUCAUUGUGAUGAUCGCGGGCAAUCUAUUCUGGAGGAGGAAGCUGGGGUAUGACCGCCCGAUACAGCUGGAUGUCCCUGGCACCGUGACAGACGAAAAAAUGAACGAAGACGACGCUUGCUGUGAGAUCCUCGCCACAAUGGCGUCGAAUAGGGCAGCACAACAUACCCUGCUAAGAAUCGUCGAAACAGGGUCUUUGGAGACUAUGAUCGCCUUCAUUCUCCUAAAUCGGAUAUUUGAAUCAUUUUGCGAGUGGAUGUCUCGCGAGUGGCCCGACCACCGCGAAUUCGCAACCUCAGCGGACAACCUACACAUCUCUCACUACGAUAUGCUGGGCGGGACUACAGAGGAGCAUUCUCGAAUGGUGACCGAAUGUCGACGGUUCCUAGCCAAGGCCGGGGUCACCCUUCUCGACCAUCGCCACCGAUAUUUGCUUGAGCUGGCCGGAGAAGUAGUCUGGAGAGGGAGAGAGCAAAGUGGAAUACCCUAA